Molecule: messenger RNA, 4019 nt
Organism: Clunio marinus
Lineage: Eukaryota; Metazoa; Arthropoda; Insecta; Diptera; Chironomidae
Source: the annotation of a GenBank genome assembly
GUAAACAAUUUUGCAACAUGAGUUUUUUAAAGUAAGAAAAGUGAAUAAAAAGUGAAAUGUCAAUUCAUUUAAGGAAAUUUAUUAGUUCGAGGAUAAACGAGCUCACAUCUGUGAAAGGAUGUUUUGCAAGUUCACUCGAUCUCAGGAAAAACAAACAAGGAUUAAUGGAACUACGAUUACCAUUGUGGGACUUUGAAGAACUUAAAACAUCAACUGCUUGGACAAAAUCGAUAAACAAUGAAAUUAUUGAAAAUGUUAAUUGUGAUAGAAAAGAAGUAAUUUUCUCUCUAAACCAACAAAAGCUUGUUGAAGAUGCCUUCAAAGAUCCAACAAAUGUCAAAGUUAAUGAAAAGCCAAAUAAUUAUAUUAUUGAAUUUAGUUCGCCAAAUAUUGCAAAACCAUUCCACAUGGGACAUCUUAGAAGCACAAUUAUUGGCAAUUUCUUAGCGAAUUUCUUCACGACAAUCAAUAACAACGUCAUAAAAAUGAAUUACUUAGGAGAUUAUGGAACACAAUUUGGUUUCUUAAUGGUCGGUAUGGAAAUGGAGAAACUGUCAAGAGAAGAAUUUAAAAUUAACCCAUUAAACAGUCUUCUUAAGGCUUAUGUCACUGCUAAUAGUUCGACUGAUCCUUUAGUUGCUGAAAAAGCACGAAUUGUUUUCGAGAAAAUGGAAAAUGACGAAGACGAAGUAAUCAUAAAACAAUGGGAAGAAAUUAAAAAAUAUACAAUGGAUGAACUGCAAGUGAUUUAUGAGCGACUGAAUAUUGUCUUUGAUGUUUAUGAGUUUGAAUCAAUGUAUCGUAAGAAAGACUUAAAUAAUCUCUUAGUUCAGUUAAAGGAAAAAAAUCUUUUGAUUGAGGAUGAAGGAAGAUUGUUAAUCGAUAUUGGUGAAAGAAAGGUGACAGUUGUUAAGAGUGAUGGAACAACAAUUUAUUUAUCUCGAGACAUCAUCGCAUAUGAAUCACGUAGAAAAUGUUAUGAAGUUGACAAAACAUUUUAUGUUGUUGACGACAGUCAACUUAAUCAUUUCAAAGCUUUAAAAAGCAUUAUUGACUCCUUAGGAUUUGAUGCUGACAGUUCAAUUGAACAUGUGAAGUUUGGACGAAUCAAAGGAAUGAGUACACGUAAAGGUUCAGUGGUUUUUCUCAAAGACAUUCUCGAAGAAGCAAAAGAUCGAAUGCUGAAAAAGCAGCAAGAGUCGGAAACAACAAAAGUUGAUUUGUUAGAAUGUGGCGAUAGUGUUGCUGAUAUUCUUGGCUGUUCUGCUGUCAUUGUUAACGAUCUCAAGCAGAGAAGACAACGGACUUAUGACUUUGAUUGGGACAAGAUACUUCAAGUCAAUGGAGACACCGGCGUUAAACUUCAAUACACUCAUUGUCGUUUACAUAGUCUGAUGGAAAACUGCGGAGUGGUUGAAGCCGAAAAGAUCGAUUUAAAAUAUCUACAAGAACCAGAGGCUCAACAUGUUUUAUUUUAUAUAUUGAAAUAUCCUGAAGUCUUUUACGACUGCUCAAAAACGUUGGAAUCAUGCGGACUUGUGAAUUAUUUGUUUCGUUUGUGUUUUGAAGUUCAUUUAGUUUUUCUUCUUUCAGCGAUAAUGAAAAUUGUUUUUCUUGCAAUUGCCUGUGCAAUCGUAUAUGUUGCCAGUGCGUCGACAACUGAAGAAGUCAUCAAUUUUGUCGGGGAAGACCGCGAAUUGACCUGCAUUGGAAGUGAAAUUAACUGGUUGAGAAAUAAUACUGUCAUACCUGCUGCACAUCCUAAGCUUGUCAUAAAUGUUGGUGUAUUAAAAAGUCAACCAAGUUCAACUCUCACAAUUAAAAAAAUAAGUCCAGUGGAUGUUGCUGACUAUCGUUGCUAUUCACACAAAUCGAAAGAUGUGGACAAGACUUUCAGUCUUAAACUUUAUUUUCCAUUAACUUUCAGAAGUUUUACUAAAGACAGAGCUUUGAUAACUGAAGGUGGUGAUGUCACAGUAAAAUGCAAUGUUAUUGGUGUUCCAACUCCAACGUUGAAGUGGUUCUUUGAUGAGAAUGAGUUAUAUGACAAAAUUAAUGAGAACAUUGAAGUUCAUCCAAAUGAGCUCGUCUUAAAGAAAGUCAGAAGCAAGCAAGCUGGCGAAUAUACUUGCAUGGCAAUUCAGGAAUUUGGAUCAGUGAAAUAUGUCCAAGAAAGAAAAAUGGACUUAGAAGUUGAAUAUGGCCCGAAAUCGCACACACCCAACGAAACUAUCAUUUAUACCGACCCUGGUAAUACAGAAACCUUAGUCUGCAGUUUUGUAGCAAACCCAUUCGUUCAAUUCACUUGGUCUCGUGAUGGUUUUGGAAUUUAUAAAGACAUCGACUCUUUCGAUAAUGUUUCGCGUCUUAAGAUUAAAAUUGACGAAGAGGAAAUGAAACGAAAAUAUGUUUGCACAGCAAACAAUGCUUAUGGGCAAGUCAAUGCAUCGAGUGAUGAUGACUAUGUACUUGGUCAUUUGAUUUUACAACCCGACGAUCCUAUUCAGGCACGUUAUGAACAUGAAGGUCACAUUGUGGCAUGUAUGGGAGAACCAAAAGAAACUCUUAAAUGGAUAAAACCAAAUGGACAAGAAGUUGGAACGAGAGGAAGAAUUCAUGUUGAAGAUUUUGGAAGUGAAUUGCGAUUGAUUUUUGAUUUCUUGAAGCUUGAAGAUGAAGGCGAUUGGAUGUGCAUUCAAGAAACAGAUGGAUCGAAGAAAGUGAUGACUUUGAAAGUUGUUGUUCCAAUCUCAUUCAAACAUGUUAAAACAAGUGUCAUAACAGCAAAAGAAGGUCAUGUCGCAAGCAUUCCAUGUAAAGUUACUGGAAAUCCUGAACCAACAAUUCAAUGGUUUCAUAAUGGAAGAAAUAUUAUGGAUUAUUCAGAGAAUGUUAAGUCUAACGACAAAUCCUUUGAAAUUCUUCCUUCUGGUUUAUUGAUUCGUAAUGUAAAUCGAAAUCAUUCGGGAGAAUAUACUUGCAAAGCGUUUCAAAUAUCUGAAAUUAAAGGUGUUGAUACAGCAGAACAAACAGUACUACUUGAUGUUCAUUAUAAACCUUCAAUUGUGGGCAGUCAUCAUCGAACGAUGUAUGGAUUUGUUGAAGGUGAAGUGAACUUAACAUGUGAAGCAUAUGGAGAACCUUUACCUAACUUUAAUUGGUAUCAUAACGGCCGGAAAAUCUUUAAGAAUUAUCAUAAUGAAUACAACUGGUCGGUUUUACGAGUUGAAAUCAAAUCGAAAGAUGAUUUUGGUGAUUAUAAAUGCAAAGCAAAGAAUGAUUUGGGACAUGAUGACAUUUUCAUUAAACUCCAAAAUGGUUCGAAGCCUAACGUUCCAAAGUUUGAGUUGAAGCAAUUAGAUUCCGGUAAAAUGAUUGUUGAUUUUGAAGCUAAGAUCAAUGAUAAGAAUCGCAAGAAAAUGAAUGUGAAUGGAUAUCGAUUUGAAAUGAUUCCAAAAGAUCUUUUCAUGGAUGAUAAUGAAUCUUGGGAUCGAUCAUGGAUUAAAGAUUUUGCUAAUGUUAAUGACAAAACUGAAUACUUAUUGGAACCAUUGAUGGAGAACACAACUUAUUUGAUAAGAGUUGCUUCUCGUAAUGAUGCUGGGUUUAGUGAUUGGUCAGAAGUCAUGGAAAUGACAACAUUGGAGAAUUUUUCUGACAAAGAUAUCAUUAAAAAAUCAAAGCAAGCCAAAAUGUACAAGACAUUGAUUGUUGUUUUUGCCAUCAUCGCCGCUGCACUUGCUGGCGUUCCUGGGGAAAGACAGGAAAGACAAGCUGUAUACAGCACUUAUGGUGGCUAUGUUGCUUCACCAUACGCUUAUAGUGCUUCUCCAUACGCAUAUUCUUCAGUAUAUCCUGCUGUCUCAGCUUAUUCUGGUUAUCCAUCAUACAGUGGUGUUUAUAAUGUUCCAGCUGUUCGUUAUUUGUAAAGAGAUUUGAUCCAUAAUUGACGACCAUACAUUGCUUUCACCUUUAUUGCUUAACGCGAAAACUUCAUUUUAAUAAUAAAAGAAUUAAUU